Messenger RNA from Orycteropus afer afer, 1130 nucleotides. The record is from RefSeq and is a predicted model, not a curated record. Lineage: Eukaryota; Metazoa; Chordata; Mammalia; Tubulidentata; Orycteropodidae.
CCUGGAGGCUGUCGGGAAGUAGGCGGGGUGACGUGGGGUUGACGAGCUCAGCGGCGGGUAUACCGAUAUCUGUGAUCGGCAGCAGCUGGUGCAAGGGGAGGCUGAGAGCGAGAGGUGGAGCGGGGCGGCGUGCGGUCUGGGCCAUGACGGGCAAUGCUGGGGAAUGGUGCCUUAUGGAGAGCGACCCCGGGGUCUUCACCGAGCUCAUUAAAGGAUUCGGUUGCCGAGGAGCCCAAGUAGAAGAAAUAUGGAGUUUGGAGCCUGAAAAUUUUGAAAAACUAAAGCCAGUUCAUGGGUUAAUUUUUCUUUUCAAGUGGCAGCCAGGAGAAGAACCAGCAGGCUCUGUGGUUCAGGACUCCAGACUUGACACGAUAUUUUUUGCCAAGCAGGUAAUUAAUAAUGCUUGUGCUACUCAAGCCAUAGUAAGUGUGUUAUUAAACUGUACCCAUCAAGAUGUCCAUUUAGGAGAGACAUUAUCAGAAUUUAAGGAAUUUUCACAAAGUUUUGAUGCAGCUAUGAAAGGUUUGGCGUUGAGCAAUUCAGAUGUGAUUCGACAAGUUCACAACAGUUUUGCCAGACAGCAAAUGUUUGAAUUUGAUGCAAAAACGUCAGCAAAAGAAGAAGAUGCUUUUCACUUUGUCAGUUAUGUUCCUGUUAAUGGGAGGCUAUAUGAAUUAGAUGGAUUAAGAGAAGGACCAAUAGAUUUAGGGGCAUGCAAUCAAGAUGACUGGAUCAGCGCAGUGAGGCCAGUUAUAGAAAAAAGAAUACAAAAAUACAGUGAAGGGGAAAUUCGAUUUAACUUAAUGGCCAUUGUGUCUGACAGAAAAAUGAUAUAUGAACAGAAGAUAGCAGAGUUACAAAGACAACUUGCAGAGGAACCCAUGGAUACAGAUCAGGGUAAUAAUAUGUUAAGUGCUAUUCAGUCAGAAGUUGCCAAAAAUCAGAUGCUUAUUGAAGAAGAAGUACAAAAAUUAAAAAGAUAUAAGAUUGAAAAUAUCAGAAGGAAGCAUAAUUACCUGCCUUUCAUUAUGGAAUUGUUAAAGACCUUAGCUGAACAUCAGCAGUUAAUACCACUAGUAGAAAAGGCAAAAGAAAAACAGAAUGCAAAGAAAGCUCAGGAAACCAAAUGA